Messenger RNA from Thamnophis elegans (Western terrestrial garter snake), 972 nucleotides. RefSeq names its product olfactory receptor 13G1-like. NCBI's taxonomy places the organism in Eukaryota, Metazoa, Chordata, Lepidosauria, Squamata, Natricidae. Gene Ontology annotation, molecular function: olfactory receptor activity; G protein-coupled receptor activity. Gene Ontology annotation, cellular component: membrane. Gene Ontology annotation, biological process: G protein-coupled receptor signaling pathway. Bases 1 to 972 code for a protein of 323 amino acids. The transcript is spliced from 2 exons. The record is from RefSeq and is a predicted model, not a curated record.
AUGACUUUGAAGGUCUUUGGACACAGAAUGUUUGAAAUAAAAAACCAUUCUGCCAUUACAGAAUUUAUUUUACUGGGUCUCACUGAUUCCCCUCAACUGCAGAUGUUUCUCUUCUGUGUGUUCGCCUUCAUCUAUGCCACAGCUCUAGCUGCUAAUAUUCUGCUCAUGUUUAUUAUAUGCAUUGUCAAGAAACUCCACACACCCAUGUACUUCCUCGUAUUCAAUUUGUCCUUAGUGAAUAUAUUGUCUAUCUCGGUUAUAACUCCUAGAUUACUCCACAGCCUUUUGACUAACAGAAAAGCAAUUUCAAUUCAUGGCUGCAUCACACAAAUAUAUUUCUUUAUAUGGACUUUGGGAACAGAAUUGUUCAUUCUCUCUUUUAUGGCUUUUGACCGCUAUGCUGCCAUCUGCCACCCUUUGCAAUAUACCAUUAUCAUGAGGAAAGAAGUAUGUGUUGGCAUAGCAAUCUUUGUAUGGAUUACUGGAAUGCUAAACACUUCAAUACAAGCUGUCCUUAUGCUGCAGCUUUCUUUCUGUGAUUCCAACAUCAUCAAUCAUUUCUUCUGUGACAUACCUCCAAUAUUAGAUCUUACAUGUUCAGACACCACUAUCAUUCAUGUUAGUGCAAUCAUCUCAGAUGUGUUGUUUGGGAUUGUUACUUGUGGCUUGACUCUAACAUCCUAUUUUUUUAUACUGAGGACUAUCUUCAGAAUACGUUCAACUGAAGGGAAGAAGAAAGCUUUCUCCACAUGUUCCUCACAUCUCUUUGUAAUUAGUUUUUACUUUUCCUCAGUCAUCUACACAUAUAUCAGGCCCCCUUCAUCUUCUCUAGACAAGGACAAGUUUAUUGCUCUUCUUUAUACAGUGGUAACUCCAGUUGUUAAUCCACUCAUCUAUUCUUUGAGGAACAAAGAUGUUAAAGAUGCACUGAAAAUGCUUACUGUAAAUCUUAAAAUGUUUCUUAGGCCUUAA